CCUUCUGAUUGGUUCCCUAUUCCGGCCAAUGGGCUCUGCGCAUCCAGUCCCUGCCCCCUUUCUCCUGUGUCAGUGGCGUUGUAGAACUCGGACAGUGUCGGCUGCAGAGACAGGAGAGUUGCUUGAGGAGCAGGAGGGAGAGGCUGCCUGUGUCCCAGUUAUCAGUGUCAGCCCCGUCCUCCCACGCACCGUAAGGCUCGUCUUUUUCCAAGGCCAGGCCCGAGGGAGUGCGGUUAUCAGAAUGUUGUCCAGACUGAGGGUCCUCACGCGUCCGUGCAUAGUGGGGGGUCGGGCUGUGCACACAAAAGACAAGGGUAAAGCACUUUUGUUAAACCCAAGGACAAAUAAGGGAAUGGCAUUUACCCUGCAAGAAAGGCAAAUCCUCGAUCUACAAGGCCUCCUGCCCCCCAAAAUAGAGUCUCAAGACAUCCAGGCUGCCCGAUUUCACCGGAACCUGAGCAGAAUUGAUGAUCCCCUGCAAAAGUACAUCUAUUUAAUGGGAAUUCAGGAGAGGAACGAGAAGCUGUUUUACAGAGUCCUGCUGGAUGAUAUCGAGCACCUCAUGCCCAUUGUCUACACCCCAACUGUAGGCCUGGCCUGCUCCCAGUAUGGUCAUAUAUUCAGGAGACCUAAGGGUCUGUACAUUUCCAUUUUAGACAGAGGACACAUACCAUCGAUAUUGGACCAUUGGCCAGAAACAGAUGUGAAGGCAGUUGUGGUCACAGAUGGUGAGAGGAUUCUGGGUCUCGGAGACCUUGGUGUUUAUGGAAUGGGUAUCCCAGUUGGGAAGCUGUGUUUAUACACUGCCUGUGCAGGAAUUCGGCCCCAGACGUGCCUUCCAGUGCUCAUCGAUGUCGGUACUGAUAACCCAAGUUUACUGAAGGAUCCAUUCUAUAUGGGGCUGUAUCAGAAGAGAGAUCGCACGCAGUUGUAUGAUGAACUGAUUGAUGAGUUUAUGGAUGCAGUUACAGACCGGUAUGGCCAGAACACACUAAUCCAGUUUGAAGAUUUUGGAAACCACAAUGCCUUCCGGUUCCUAAGGAAAUACAGAGAAAAAUACUGUACAUUCAAUGAUGACAUACAGGGCACCGCCUCAGUAGCCCUGGCCGGGAUGCUGGCCGCCCAAAAGGCCAUAAGGAAACCCAUUACAGAACACAGAAUUCUUUUCUUGGGAGCUGGAGAGGCUGCACUUGGCAUUGCCAAUCUGAUUGUUAUGUCAAUGAUGGAGCAUGGGAUUUCUUCUGAAGCAGCUCGGGAAAGGAUUUGGAUGUUUGACCAGUUCGGCCUGCUCAUUCAGGGCCGAGGAGAAGGGAUAGACGGCAACCAGGAGUUAUUCGCACAUUCUGCCCCGGAGAAGCCGGUCAGUAGCUUUCUUGAUGCUGUGAAGGUUCUGCAGCCAACUGCCAUUAUUGGGGUAUCAGGAGCAGGACGGCUGUUUACAGAAGACGUCAUCAGAGCAAUGGCUUCUAUCAAUGAAAGACCCAUCAUCUUUGCUCUGAGUAAUCCAACCUUGAAGGCAGAAUGCACAGCAGAGGAAGCCUACACUUGGACAGAGGGGCAGUGCCUAUUUGCUAGCGGAAGUCCAUUUGACACCGUCGUGUUCAGUGAUGGCCGAUCCUUUAAACCAGGGCAGGGGAAUAAUGCCUACAUAUUCCCAGGAGUUGCUCUGGCGGUUGUUCUGAGUGGAGUUCGACACAUAAGUGACCGGGUUUUUCUUGAAGCUGCUAAGGCGCUUGCUGAGCAAUUGACUGUUGAAGAGAUGGGACAAGGGAGACUGUAUCCGGCAUUGUCCAAUAUCAGAGAGGUGUCGAUAAACAUUGCUGUUAAGGUUAUGGAGUUUGUGUACAGAAACGGCAUGGCUUUCCAGUACCCAGAGCCGGUGGACAAGAAAGCGUAUAUCAGAUCUAAAGUCUGGAACACAGACUAUGAUUCCUUCCUACCGGAUCUCUAUGACUGGCCGGAAUAUGCAUCAAAGCCGCACAAAAUGUUCUAAUUCUACAAUCGCCUUUACUUUCUGUUUUGUGUUUGUGAUAAAGUGUAACAUAAUACCGGUAGGGGAUCAAUUAUCCAGAACUGUUGAGAACUGACUGCAAUUUUCAUAUAUCUUUAUGAAAAAUCAUCUUCUUUGAAUUGGGUCCUAAAAUGAUUUUGCUGUGGGGCCCAGACUGAAUGCUGGGAAAAUAUGAGGUCAUGCUGUAUUAUGGGGUGUCAUGCCUUAAAGGGGUGGUUCAUCUUUAAAUUAACUUCUAAUAUAUCAUAGAAUGCCAUUCUCCUAACAACUUUACAAUCAGUUUUCAUUGCUUAUUUUUUUAAUAGUUUUAGAAUGAUUAGCCUUUCUCUUUAGCUUCUUUACAGCUUUAAAAUGGGGGUCGCUGACCCAGCAGCCAAAAACCAUUGCUCUGUGAGGCUCUGAUAGCUGCUAAAAUACCAAAGGGAAAGCUGCUGAACAAAAGGCUAAAUAACCAUCAAAAAUGAAGACCAAUUGCAAAUUGUCUCAGCAUAUCAAUGUCUGCAUUAUAUUAAAAGCGAAUUUAAAGUGGAA
Molecule: messenger RNA, 2542 nt
Organism: Xenopus laevis (African clawed frog)
Lineage: Eukaryota; Metazoa; Chordata; Amphibia; Anura; Pipidae
Gene: me2.S
Product: malic enzyme 2, NAD(+)-dependent, mitochondrial S homeolog
Exons: 16
Coding region: 29-1993 (654 amino acids)
Biological process (GO): malate metabolic process
Cellular component (GO): mitochondrion; mitochondrial matrix
Molecular function (GO): NAD binding; malic enzyme activity; oxidoreductase activity, acting on the CH-OH group of donors, NAD or NADP as acceptor
Source: RefSeq, a predicted model, not a curated record